Entrophospora sp. SA101 is the source of this 306-nucleotide messenger RNA. Lineage: Eukaryota; Fungi; Glomeromycota; Glomeromycetes; Entrophosporales; Entrophosporaceae. The record is from the annotation of a GenBank genome assembly.
AUGAUUCACGAUGAAAUUCAAUCAGCAAGUGAAUCGUUACCUACGAUUAACAAUGAAGAAGAUGAGGAUGAAACACACACAAUCAGCAUUAACAAAAAUUGUGAUAUUGAAAAAAGUCAAGUAUUCCCUAAAGAAAAUUAUUUCGUUCCAAACGAAGUACAACUAGCAAAAUUGAAAUGGUCUUUGGAUCAUCCAUUUUUCCGAGAGUUCGAUGAGGUAUUCGGUAGAGACACUGAUACUGAACUCUCAGAUUAUGAGUCAUCUUCAAGUGAAUCCAAUGUAGAAAAUGUAUUACUCAAAAAGUAA